UGAAUGGACUACAAAUAUUAGCCAAUAGGAGCCGCUCUUGAACACUAUAAAAUAAACGCUCCAUCCCCAAACCCCUCGCCGGAGAGUAGGAUAACUUUAGAGCUCGCGCACACACCCGGGAGUUUUGUGUUAAUCUUGUCAUCAAGUAGUAGUCCACAGGGAGCCUCCGCCAUGCCUUUCGGAAACACCCACAACCAGCUGAAGAUGAAGUACUCUGCUGAAGCAGAGUUUCCUGACCUGACCAAGCACAACAACCACAUGGCCAAAGUGCUCACCCCGGCCAUAUACGAGCGCCUGCGCAGCAAACAGACACCGAGUGGCUUCACGCUGGAUGAUGUGAUUCAGACCGGAGUCGAUAAUCCAGGUCACCCCUUUAUUAUGACUGUGGGCUGUGUGGCGGGAGAUGAGGAAACCUAUGAUGUGUUUAAGGAGCUGCUGGACCCGGUCAUCCAGGACAGACAUGGUGGAUACAAACCCACUGAUAAACACAAAACUGACUUGAACCCAAGCAACCUCAAGGGUGGGGAUGAUCUGGAUCCUAACUAUGUGCUGAGUUCUCGCGUGCGAACAGGCAGGAGCAUCCGUGGCUUUUGCCUGCCACCACACUGCAGUCGUGGAGAGAGGAGAGCUAUUGAAAAACUUUCUGUGGAAGCUUUAGGUGCCCUGAGUGGAGACCUUAAGGGGAAAUAUUAUGCUCUGAAAAAUAUGACUGAAGCUGAACAGCAGCAGCUGAUUGAUGACCACUUCUUGUUUGACAAGCCUGUAUCUCCCCUGUUGUUGGCCUCUGGAAUGGCCCGUGAUUGGCCUGAUGCCAGGGGAAUAUGGCACAAUGACAACAAAACAUUCCUUGUGUGGGUGAAUGAGGAGGAUCACUUGCGUGUCAUUUCCAUGCAGAAAGGUGGCAACAUGAAGGAAGUGUUUACUCGUUUCUGCACAGGCCUCACAAAGAUUGAGGAGCUGUUCAAGAGCAAGGGACAUGCGUUUAUGUGGAAUGAGCACCUGGGCUAUGUCCUCACCUGUCCUUCUAACCUGGGUACAGGUCUGCGUGGAGGUGUGCAUGUCAAACUCCCCAAUCUAAGCAAGCACAACAAGUUUGAGGAGGUGCUCAAAAGAUUACGCCUGCAAAAGCGCGGAACAGGUGGUGUGGACACUGCUGCAGUGGGUGGUGUGUUUGAUAUCUCUAAUGCUGACCGGCUGGGCUUCUCGGAGGUGGAGCUUGUUCAAAUGGUGGUGGAUGGUGUGAAGCUGCUGGUGGAGAUGGAGAAGCGACUAGAGAAAGGCCAGGCCAUUGAUGACCUCAUACCUGCUCAAAAGUAAAUUCAGCAACCAUCCUUCUACCUCACUCACUCCAAAAUGCCCCUUUUCAUCCCCACUCCAAAUCAACUCCUUUGAGGUUAAUAAAAGAAUGUAUAUUGUAUUUAAGAUGCCUUUAUGGUUACAAAUGAAUUAAACACUCUACCAGUCUAA
This is a messenger RNA of Hemibagrus wyckioides, 1467 nucleotides long. RefSeq names its product creatine kinase, brain a (gene ckba). NCBI's taxonomy places the organism in Eukaryota, Metazoa, Chordata, Actinopteri, Siluriformes, Bagridae. Bases 172 to 1317 code for a protein of 381 amino acids. The record is from RefSeq and is a predicted model, not a curated record. Gene Ontology annotation, biological process: phosphocreatine biosynthetic process. Gene Ontology annotation, molecular function: creatine kinase activity. The transcript is spliced from 8 exons.